Lutra lutra (Eurasian river otter) is the source of this 1500-nucleotide messenger RNA. RefSeq names its product SET and MYND domain containing 3 (gene SMYD3). The record is from RefSeq and is a predicted model, not a curated record. The coding region runs from base 99 to 1385 and encodes 428 amino acids. Lineage: Eukaryota; Metazoa; Chordata; Mammalia; Carnivora; Mustelidae. Gene Ontology annotation, molecular function: histone H4 methyltransferase activity; protein binding. The transcript has 12 exons. Gene Ontology annotation, cellular component: nucleus.
CGUACGCGUGCGCGCUCGGCGCAGGCGCGCGGCUCCCGGCUGCACGCGAGACGCUAGCUGCCGGACGCGGCGGACCGCUGAGGUGCGGACCUGAGGAGAUGGAGCCCCCAAAGGUGGAAAAGUUCAGCACCGCCAACAGGGGAAACGGGCUGCGCGCCUUGGCGCAGCUGCGCCCCGGAGAGCUGCUCUUCCGCUCGGAUCCCUUGGCGUACACGGUGUGCAAGGGGAGUCGUGGCGUCGUCUGCGACCGCUGCCUCCUCGGGAAGGAAAAGCUGAUGCGAUGUUCUCAAUGCCGAGUUGCAAAAUACUGUAGUGCUAAGUGUCAGAAAAAAGCUUGGCCAGACCACAAGCGGGAAUGCAAAUGCCUUAAAAACUGCAAACCCAGGUAUCCCCCCGAUUCUGUUCGACUGCUUGGCAGAGUUGUUUUCAAACUUAUGGCAGAAACACCGUCUGAAUCAGAGAAACUUUACUCAUUUUAUGAUCUGGAGUCAAAUAUUAACAAACUGACCGAAGAUAAGAAAGAGGGCCUUAGGCAACUCGUAAUGACAUUUCAACAUUUCAUGAGAGAAGAAAUCCAGGAUGCUUCUCAGCUGCCACCUUCCUUUGACAUUUUCGAAGCUUUUGCAAAAGUGAUCUGCAAUGCGUUCACCAUCUGCAAUGCAGAGAUGCAGGAAGUUGGUGUUGGCCUCUAUCCGAGUAUGUCUUUGCUCAAUCACAGCUGUGACCCCAACUGUUCCAUUGUGUUCAACGGGCCCCACCUCUUGCUGCGAGCAGUCCGGGACAUUGAGGCAGGAGAGGAGCUCACCAUCUGCUACCUGGACAUGCUGAUGACCAGUGAGGAGCGCCGCAAGCAGCUGAGGGACCAAUACUGUUUCGAAUGUGACUGUUUCCGAUGCCAAACCCAAGACAAGGAUGCUGAUAUGCUCACUGGUGAUGAGCAGGUGUGGAAGGAAGUUCAAGAAUCCUUGAAAAAAAUUGAAGAACUGAAGGCACAUUGGAAGUGGGAACAGGUGCUGGCCAUGUGCCAGACCAUCAUCAGCGGCAACGCCGAGCGCCUUCCCGACAUCAACGUCUACCAGCUGAAGGUUCUCGACUGCGCCAUGGACGCCUGCAUCAACCUCGGCCUGCUGGAGGAGGCCUUGUUCUACGGCAUCCGGACCAUGGAGCCAUACCGGAUUUUCUUCCCCGGAAGCCAUCCCGUCCGAGGGGUGCAGGUCAUGAAAGUUGGCAAACUACAGUUGCACCAAGGCAUGUUCCCCCAGGCGAUGAAGAACCUCAGACUGGCUUUUGAUAUUAUGAGAGUGACCCACGGCAGAGAGCACAGCCUGAUUGAAGAUUUGAUCCUGCUUUUAGAAGAAUGUGACGCCAACAUAAGAGCAUCCUAAGGCCUCGGGCAGAGGGAAGCGCGGCUUCUACCCUUACCGGAUGCCUCACAGAGCUCACACACCCGACGCUGCCGUGUGAGCCUCCCUCCUGGCAGUGCAGUUCUCUGUUCACGUG